Messenger RNA from Neocloeon triangulifer, 1444 nucleotides. Its product is annotated as alpha-tocopherol transfer protein-like. The transcript has 8 exons. Gene Ontology annotation, cellular component: membrane. The record is from RefSeq and is a predicted model, not a curated record. Lineage: Eukaryota; Metazoa; Arthropoda; Insecta; Ephemeroptera; Baetidae. Gene Ontology annotation, molecular function: phosphatidylinositol bisphosphate binding.
AAGGUGCAGUUCAUCAUCAGGCACUAGUCGUGACAGUCCAGCUUUGGGGUCUAGAAAGUUAAAAAGCACUGACAAGAAGAUGAGAAGACAAGGACAAUGGGUAUCUUCAGCCGAUGCGUAUGAAGAGAAAAAGGUGCUGUCGGCGGCGGCGAUCCAAGUGGCCCGAAGCGAGCUGCGCGAGACUGAAAAUUCGCGCAAGCAAGCUCUGGAUGCGUUUCGUCGAUGGAUCAAGCAAAAUCCAAAAAUAGCCAAUUGCAGGCUUGAUUCUUCAUUUUUGCUGCGCUUUUUACGUGCCAAAAAGAUGAGCCUGCCGAUGGCGCAAGAAACGCUUGAGCGCUAUCUUCUGCUUAGGCUGAGCACGCAAACCUGGAAUUUCCAGAACCUCGAUUGCUUCUCCAAAGACUUGGAUGAUCUUAUCACAGCAGGAUACAUUUUUCCGUCACCAAUGAGGGACGCAUUUGGCCGCCGCGUGAUCAUCACUGUUCCAGGGAAAUUUGACCCCCAAAAGCACCGCAACGAAGACAUGCUCCGACUGCACGCUUUAGCAUACGAGACGAUAGUGGAGAAUGAGGAGGAUCAGGUCAACGGUCUUGUUCACUUUGUGGACUGCGAAGGGGUGUCUUUUUCUUACUUAACGCUUUUCACUCCAAGAGAGGCGGUGCGGAUUGCAAAGAAUGCCGAGAGGACUUUGCCAAUGCGCCACAAAAUGAUCAUUGGCUUCAACAUUAAUCCUGCGUUGAAAUUUGUCGUUGACUGGGGAAUGACCCUGAUCUCUCAAAAGAUGAGGGACAGAGUUAAGGUUCUCACAAAUGUUGAAGACACACAUUGAUUGAUUGACAAAAAUGUGCUGCCAAAAGAGUACGGAGGGCAAACCCCAAAAGCAGAAAUGAUAAGGCUUUGGAAGCUGGAACUGCAAGAGCAGAGGGCAAAGUUGUUGUCAAACGAUUUCAUGAAGGUGCACCUGCAUAUGUUCAGUGACAAAGAGCAGCAGGGCGCCGUGUCAGCCCUUUCGAAGAACGUUUGUGUACCCACUGAGGCAGCGUUGGUUUACGGCGUAAACGGCAGCUUCAGGAAACUCGAAGUGGAUUAAAAUAAGAAUUUUACUAAGAUACCCAAAAUAUUUUAAAAUUUAUUUUACAUAUAUAUUUUAUACACAGCUAUGAACCUUUUCAACGUCUUUCAUUAUUUUCAAUCUUACAAAGAGAGCUUUCAUUCUUAAUAAAACUUUUUGUAUAUAUGUGUUUUCAUUUAGAGAGAGACUGAUAAAUUUGAGAUUCAGCUCAUAAAACAAGGGUAAAAAAAUCUUGCAUAAAAAGUACUUACAUUUUAUAAUACAACAACAUGAUACACUAAACAAGUACAGCUAACAUCAACAAGUCAGCGACGUCUUGAGCCACUGCAGAAUAGAAAAUAAAACAAUAAAUUAGAUGUAGUUGGCAUUAAA